Vanessa atalanta (red admiral) is the source of this 1326-nucleotide messenger RNA. RefSeq lists its product as uncharacterized. The coding region runs from base 74 to 544 and encodes 156 amino acids. The record is from RefSeq and is a predicted model, not a curated record. NCBI's taxonomy places the organism in Eukaryota, Metazoa, Arthropoda, Insecta, Lepidoptera, Nymphalidae. The transcript is spliced from 4 exons.
CUGUGGCGGCGGAACGCUGAAAACUACUGAAUUCCCUCAAACUCGAGUCUCUCUCUACAAAUAGGUCAAAAUCAUGUUUUGGUUAAAGAACACGUUCGUUUAUUUUCUUUUAAUUUCGAUCGUUGUUACCGGAAAACACAAAAAAGCCAAGCCGAAGAAAUUCGUUCCUCCUUCUUCGAAAGGCAUCCAAUGCUACAACUGUUUAUCGUUUGAUCAUCCUGGUUGCUGGGAUCCUGACCAUCCCGACUACGCCAAUAUCACAGUCCCCAACAUUGACUGUUACAUACCAGGGAUGGCAUUUCUUUGCAUCGUUAUCACUUCAGAGUCUGCCAAGCUCGUGGAAACGGGUCAGGAGAUCGGUCCAGUCCGCGCGCGCACCUGCGUACCCGCCAAAGACUUCUCAAAGAAAACAGUAUCAUAUUCCAUGUGCAGUAAGUUAAGUAAGGAAUUGUCAGCCUCCGAAAUAUUCUCACGUAUAGCAGUCAGCCGACCGCAUUGUUCGCUUUGCAAAAAACACUUGUGCACUGACGCUGCACAUUGUUAAAUUAGUUUAAUUAAUUAAGGUCAUAAUUAUUAUUAUUAAAUAAUCGGCUAAGAACCUAUCUCAGCUCUCAACUCUCGAUGAUAGUUCGAAUCCACGUACAAUACGAUUUGUAUGAAGUAAUUUUUAAAUGACUUAUGGUCAAUUGGUUGCUCGAUUAUGUAAGAGCCUUGUCAGAGUAAAAUAAUUAUUCAAUUAUUGUAACGAAAAAUACCGAAAUUUGUUUGAAAAUUAUUGUAUGGGAUCUUUAAUAUAUAUAGAAAAAAAUUCAGCAAAAAAUCGUUCUAUAUGUAUCAAACGAAUUAUUUUGCGUUUGCAAUGUUUCGCGUCUUGGAUCGUAAUAGAUGUAAAUAUACCCUAUUAUUAUCAAACCUUCAUCCCGUCGGCCGAAUUGUUAUCGUUUGUUUGGUUUUCACGUCUCUGUUAUUGUUCGCGCUUACAUAAUCUGUUUAAUAAACUAAGAGAGCAAUUACCGCGCGAAAUGCAAAGAAGUUAACUUGUUUUCGAAAUAUGUUAUUUGUGGAGCGAAGGUUUGUUACUCUCGCGCGAGCAGGAAGUUUAUUUUGAAUUUGUUUUUUAUAUUUCAUUUAAUAUUUAAUAAACAUAUAUUACAAUAAGUUCUUUUCAUAACAUCCCAGAACCAUUUCACAUGAUAUUACGAUAGGAUACAUAAACUACCUUUUACUUUUAAUCAUUUAAAUUCUUAAGAGAACCUAGCAUAUUGGUCAAGAAAAUAAAUUACUAUAAUAUAGAAGUUCGUUUCGCUACGCGUAAAUUUAAAUAUA